AUUAUAAAAAUAUUUAAUUUAAUUGUUAAGUUAAAUUACGUCAUUUGGCAAGUGCCUAAAGCGACAAUUUUAAUCAGUAAUAAGCUUACGUUAUUCUAUAAUUAGAAAUACUCUUGAACCUGGUAUUGGCUUGUUAGUUUAUUUCAUUAUUUUUCUAUUAAAUGAAAAUGAAUAAUAGUUGUUGAUCUGUUUGAUAAAUACGAUAUGAACGAAUACGAAGUUGAAAAAGAAAUAUCAAAAUUAUUAAGUGAAGGAAAAUGGAAAGAUAUUAUAAAUUUUGUUAAUAGUGAUAUAAAUUUUGAAGCAAGAAGAUUACUAUGGGUUUGGCCAACUUUUAAUGAUUUAAAUUGGAUUAAAAUUAUAAUUAAUGAAUUAAAAUUAAAAGGUAUUGUCAGUAUUGGUUGUGGUACUGGUCUUUUAGAAUGGAUUAUACAACAACAUUCAGGAUGUGAUGUUAUUGGAGUUGAAGCUGAUAAACUCUGGUGGCAUAGUAAAUAUUCACCACCAAUUUAUUUAAAUAAUAUAAUAUUCAUUGAACGUAAUAAUAAUGAUUUAAUUGUACCAAAUGAUUUUGCAAUUUUAUUUUGUUAUUUUAACAAUGGUCAAGCAUUUGAUGAUUAUAUUAAAAAUUAUAUUGGUAAAUUUGUAUUUAUAAUUGGUCCAGAUGAUGGACAUAAUCGUUGUACUGAUCCACUACCAUUUGAUAGAAAAUUAAUUGAUUUAGGAUGGAAACUUUGUAAUGCAAGGUUACUGGAUAAUAAAAAAGAUUUUAUAACAGUUUAUUCAAGAAGAGCUUUGUAAUUAGAAAAAAUAAAAUAAACAACGAUAUGAAUAAUUAUUAUCAAAUGAAAAAUUAUA
Aphidius gifuensis is the source of this 858-nucleotide messenger RNA. RefSeq lists its product as uncharacterized. NCBI's taxonomy places the organism in Eukaryota, Metazoa, Arthropoda, Insecta, Hymenoptera, Braconidae. The record is from RefSeq and is a predicted model, not a curated record. The transcript is spliced from 2 exons. Bases 205 to 801 code for a protein of 198 amino acids.